Molecule: messenger RNA, 4845 nt
Organism: Porites lobata
Lineage: Eukaryota; Metazoa; Cnidaria; Anthozoa; Scleractinia; Poritidae
Source: the annotation of a GenBank genome assembly
AUGGGAAGAAAAAGAAAACGAGGACAGUCAAAGCAUGAUUGGGGAAUUGCAACGUCAAGAAAACAGAAAAAGAAGAGAAAAAUUCGAGGAAAGAUUUUUAAUCGUGGAGUAAAAGCUGAAAAGCAGGGCGCUUAUUUGAUAAAUUCCAUGAUGGAAAAUAUUUCUCUGGAAACAUCGACCUUGCCCCGUGAAAGACAUCAACAAGAUUCAACUCCUCCCUGCUGCAUCAAUAUUCCUGCAAAACAAGUUUCGAAGAAACCGAGGCUCUGUGGAGUAAGCAGCUUCUUUAUUCGCCUGAAGAGUUUUUCAGGCAUUUUUCAGCGUCCAACCCGUUUCAGUUCAGUCCGAAAUGUUUUCCUUUUAUUGGAUUGGUUGAGACAAAUCUUUGGGUGUGGAUUGCAGACACUAGGAAAGGUUGGUUGAACGUGAUCGUCGUCACCAUUAAUUGUUCUCGUCAUGUUCUCCUACAAAUAUGACGUUAAACAAAAGCAUGUAUUAAGUUUAGCUGCAGUAGUAAAGAUGUCCCUGUUAGCAGGGAGAAAAGAGGCCUCUGGUAGCAGGGAAAGCUGUCUUCUAGCUCCAGGGCCGGGUUGUUCAAAGCGGGGUUAAGAUAACCCCGGGUUAGAGCGAACUUUUAAUUUAGAUAUAAAAGCUUGUAAAGCAAAUUCAGUUAAAAUUCCCUUUGGUCUGCAAUCUGGUGAUUGGAUGCUCCUAAAAGAAUAGGAAAAAUUAUCUGAGAAAAUGCCGUUUAAACGAAAGAAAUAAAAACCUGGGUUAAAAUUCGAACAACAGGGCCCAGCUGUUCGAAGGCUGAUUAGUGCUAACCAAGGGUUCAAUUUUUUACCCGGGGCCAGUUGUUUGAACACCAGUUAGCGCUAACCCAGGAUUAAAUGUUAACCUGGGCUUCUUUUUCUUUUCAUCAAAAGCAUUCUUUCGGAUAAUUUUCUAUAUUUUUUUUAGAGUAUCCAAUCAUCAAAUUGUAGGCAAAGAGAAUUAAACUGAAUUUGUUUUGUAAGCUCUCAUAUCUGAGUUCAAAUUUCCCACUAACCUUGGGUUAUCUUAACCUGGGGAUUUGCCUGGGGGGGUGGGGGUGUGGAUGUUUUGGAAUUAACUGGUACAUAACACUAGGCUGACAACCCAUUCAAUGUCCCCCACUGAGGAAUAAAAGGCCAAAAAUGAACAUUUUAAUGAUAUGCUGUAUUGGUCUAACUAACUAUCGUGUUGUUUGUUAUUGUUUAUUGUGCAGAUUCUUUUAUCGAAAAAGAAUAUAACCAUCAAAGAUGGUGGAAAUAACUCUCAAGAAGUUAUAAAGAGGAUAACUCACCUAGAGGAAGAAGUAACUUUUCUCAAAUCUGAAAUUGCCAAAAUUAUGGUAGGGUAACCUUUGGUUUUUGACUUAAAGCCUACUACCUGUAAUAAUGAUGACAGUGCUUGUUUAAAAUGCAGUCUGAUAAUGGUGUUUUCCAUAUUUUUCUUAGAAGACAAGCUGCCCAUGUGGAAAUAAUGCUGUUAAGUGUUCAACAACUAAAGAGGGAUACAUGGUACAUAGUCCUUCCAAAGUGAUAGCUCCUCCACCACCCCCUCCUCCUCCUCCUCCUCCUCCUCCUGUUCUGCCCCCACCUGCUCCUCCACUGGCAUUUCUCAAGAGAAAACAGGUAAUGCAGGUGCAUGACUAUAACAGUGGUGCAGUAAAACUAUGGUGGCCUACCAUAAACUGCCGCUUAAAGCCCUUAGCCUGCGAAUACAGCCGUUUCUCCUAUUGCUCCUUGUCGCUAAGGAUGUUUCACCUGGAGGAACGUCUGCAACUGAGCUCUGAUUAGUUGACAUAGUAGUCAUAUUGUUUUACCUAUUGUUUACAAAUGACAGAUGAAAGACAAAAUGCCACAAAGGUCAAAUGUAAAUGUGAUGAAUCUACUACAAAACAUUCAAUAUUCCUAGAAUAUAUUCUUCUUUAGAAGAAGCAUCUGAGUUUUGCUGGAACUUGUUUGCAAAAGAUCACAAAACUUUUACCAUAAUCGACCAGGACAAACAUAAAAUCAAACAAGUUUACAUUAUUUGGAACCCCAUGACUACAGGAUUUAUUAUGUAAACAUUGAUUUACAUUAUCAGUAUGAAAUUUCUGUCGCUGAGUCGCAGACGUUCUUCCUGGCAAGACAUCCCUUAGUGGCGAGGUGAGGAGAAACAACUGUAUUUGCAGGCUAAAAGCCCUGGGCCGAGUUGUUCGAAGGCUGAUUAGCGCUUAACCCGGGGUUAAAAUUAACCUGGGUUUCUUUAUCUUGUGUUCAAAAGCAUUUUCUUGGAUAAUUUUCUGUACUAUUUUUAGAGCUUCCAAUCAUCAACUUGUAGACAAAAAGAAUUAAAGCUGAAAUGCUUUUUAAGGUUUCAAAUCUUAAUUCAAAUCUUCCAGUAACCCUGGGUUAUCUUAACCCAGCUUUGAACAACUCGGCCCUGGGCUUAAACAUCUUUGGAAGGGGUUUUGGAAGGGCUUACAAACAGACUGAGGGGUUUAUUUCGGAGGGGGGUUUACCCUUAUAACAGAAUGGUAAAGGCUCUUCAAAACAAGCUAUAGCAAUGCUGAUCAAAAUACGUACUUUUGUAUUUACUGUUUUUUUUUUUUAAUUAAGCUUCAAAAAAUUUAAUCGAAGUCAUUUCAAUACAAGAGGGGGCAAAUAUAGGAGAGGGGCCUACUGCCGGGCCUACUGCCUAUAAGCUUGGGGGACUUAAGAGAAGCAGUGUAUGGUAGUCCACUACAUGUAAUGUAUUAAAAAGUAACAUCGUAAUGAUAAAUAUAUUUAAUUUUAUCUUAAAUUUAUUGGUUUUUUACAGAGUGGAUCAAAGGGUGUGGACUCUAGUGAGACCAAGAAGAAGCCAACAACUGCUUUAGUGACUUUGGAAGAUUUGAAAAAAGUCAAGUUGAGAAAAGUUUCACCAAAGAAAAACAGAUUAAAGGUCAAAGAAAAUAUUGAAUCCAAUACUGAGACUGAUGUAGGUUUGAAGAUUCAGCCCCAGAAACCAGAACUUAGGAAAAUUAAUCAAAGAAAGGAUUUACCACAGUGUGUCAUCAGCUUGGGGGAGAUAAAGAAGGUCACUUUAAAAAAGAGAACGGCAGAAAGUGAAAUUGAUAAAGUCAAGUUGCGGUAAGCUUCAAUAUUGUAUCUUGAUCAGUGACACAUACAUAUAUAACAGGGUGUAAAAAAGUUACUGGUACAGCUUGUCCUUUGGGCAAGCCGAUGCUAGCAUUUACCAGCAAUAGUUGCAGUUGUAGUAGCCUUAUUACAGUCAAGCCUGGUCAAGCAUAAUAAUAAAUAUUCAAAAGUGAACCGUUAGUAGUUGUAGAUAUUUCAGAUUCAUCUCACCCACAGUAAAUGAAAUUUCUGCCAGCUCAGUUUUCUUGAAUUUGAUGUAAAUUUCUUCAGUAAGCAACUUUGUCCCUUCAAAGAUUUUUCAGUUGGACAGAAUACAGAGAAAUUAUCAUAAAAAAUUCACUGCCCAUUAUGCACGCAGGAAUGCAGAUUUGAAUUUGAUAUUGGUUCAGGGGCAACUACUAACAGAUUUGUUUUCUCAUUUUCUUAUUAGGUGAUUCAUUAACGACACCUAAGGGGUCAUGCGCGACCUGGCAGGACUGUAAUAAAUUUACAUGAAUUAAGUCUUAUAAAACAGAUGUGUCUGUCACAUGUUAGUGAGAGACAUCCAGCUUGAAACUUAUGUCUGUUUUUAGGGAUUCUCUGAAGAGUUUCCAUUUAUUUUACAGAACACCUGAGGAAAUGAUCAUCACAAGAAGUAAGCUACGAAAAGUGAACAUUACUCGGAGUCCUGGGGGGACUCCUUUGGUUUCUAAUAGAAAUAAGGAAAAUGGAACUGGUCUAACACCAAUGAUGACAAAAGCACUGCAGAGGAAAUUCCAGGUAAAUAAGAUUCCAUUUGAGAAUCCAUUGAUUUAUUGGAAAUCAUCAGGAUGCUUCAGAGCUUAUUUUAUUGAGAUGAUGCACAAAUAGUUUUUAAUAGUAAUGUUUCUGAUUUAUAGCGGGCUUAUCCUUAUUCUUCACCAGAUGCACCAAAAGCAAGAAGAAGCAAGGUACAUACUUGACUGUAAAGUGCAAAAUGUUACAUCUCAAUUCACACAUAUUUACUAACAAUAGCAGUGGCGAAUUCAGGGGAGGGCCCCCCUGCCCCCCUUAUUUUUGACCAAAUGGAGGCCCGAAGGGCAUGAAAAAAUUUUUUGGACACUGCAACCGCAAACCCCCCCACUAACCCCCUCCUUAUCUGAAGGUCUGGAUCCGCCACUACUACAUGUACCCUUAGCUGUGUCUUAUUAAAAGUCCAGUAAUGUAUUCAAUUAAAGUGGAAAUGAGAUUUUAAGAUGCUUAUUAUGUGUACUGCUAGCUAUCAUUUAUUGUUAAUAUUCUUUCCAUAAUAUAAUUAUUUUGUUAUUUAGUUUUGCUAAAUACUUGUAUUGGUAUUUUGAGCCACAACAAUUUGCUGACUGUCCCCUUUGAAUUGAUCAAGUUUAACCUAAUGACUGUCUCACUGUUGGGAGUGUUUUUCCUGAAAGCUCCUUGGUAAAUGCCCUGCCUAAAAUACCAUAACUGAGAACAGAAGUCUCUCAUUAAGGAAGCCUGGGGACCCACUCUCCCCAGAGGAUUAACCCAUUCACCCCUGAACGCCCUUAACCACUCUUGCAGAUCCACGGCCCUUGCACUGCUUUUGACCCCAUCAGUUUUAUUCAUCAUAGGGAACUUUGACAUGUUGUAGGGUAAAGAGAUCUUAAUUUUGCACCAAAAUGAUCACACUGAAGUCCUAUUUUGUUCUCGCCCGAGGGAAGCUGAAACCGAGCCCAAGAUCUAA